Procambarus clarkii (red swamp crayfish) is the source of this 798-nucleotide messenger RNA. NCBI's taxonomy places the organism in Eukaryota, Metazoa, Arthropoda, Malacostraca, Decapoda, Cambaridae. The record is from RefSeq and is a predicted model, not a curated record.
AUGGCUUGGCGCUUUCUCCUAAUAGUUACCUCUGUACGAUGGAACACAGGUUUAGGAAACAACAAAGACAAGAACCCCGAGGACACAUGCGACCCCGAGGACACAUGCGGCCCCGAGGACACAUGCGGCCACGAGGACACAUGCGACCCCGAGGACACAUGCGACCCCGAGGACACAUGCGGCCCCGAGGACACAUGCGGCCCCGAGGACACAUGCGGCCACGAGGACACAUGCGGCCCCGAGGACACAUGCGGCCCCGAGGACACAUGCGGCCCCGAGGACACAUGCGGCCCCGAGGACACAUGCGGACCCCGAGGACCCGAGGACACAUGCGGCCCCGAGGACACAUGCGGCCCCGAGGACACAUGCGGCCCCGAGGACACAUGCGGCCCCGAGGACACAUGCGGCCCCGAGGACACAUGCGGCCCCGAGGACACAUGCGGCCCCGAGGACACAUGCGGCCCCGAGGACACAUGCGGCCACGAGGACACAUGCGGCCCCGAGGACACAUGCGGCCCCGAGGACACAUGCGGCCCCGAGGACACAUGCGGCCCCGAGGACACAUGCGGCCCCGAGGACACAUGCGGCCCCGAGGACACAUGCGGCCACGAGGACACAUGCGAGCCACCUCGCAACAUCGUAAACAACAUAGCCCUCUCACACCAACAUCAACAGAAUCCUCUCACGCCAACGGGAUCAAGAGAGGCCUCUCACGACAGCAUCAACGGCAACAGAGCCCUACGCAACAAGAGAGGCAGCAGCAGCAGCAGCAGCAGCAGCAGCAGGAGAGGUUUAUGA